CAGCACUUGUUUGUAUAGCCUCACGGUUCUGUUUGAUACUUUGUUCAGUGUUCAUUCUUUAAAUAAGAAGGUACACAUACCACGCUGCGCCUUGGUCUCCUUCAUACGACGAAUGUGACAUUUUGAAGUCAGUCCCACUACAUCCUCCAGCUUGCUUCUCACUGACAGGGGCAUGGUUUCUAUCGCUGAGUUUCGGAACAGAGUUGUCAUCAGUCGGUCUCCCUCUGGAUCCUGUUCUGUUUCCUGCCUUGUUUCAGCUGUCCGUGUAAAUACACAGCCGGAUUCUCUGUCACCCCCAUUGGCUCUCCUUUUAGUGACUUUGUGUCCAUCCGUGCAGAUUACUCAUCUCUUAGGGCUCUCCAGACUCCUGGACGAAACAUUUCCUGUGCGUCUUCAACCUCAUUCCCGCCCCCGGAAACAAGACCUGUGACUGAUUCAUUUGCUUCGCACUGCAAUCAUGUGACUAACCACAACGCUCUGGGUUAGCUCAAAUGCGACGCAGCAGGAACAACGACCCAUCCCUGAACCAGGUCCAAAUGAGGUGUUGCUUCAGAUGCAUUCAGUUGGGAUCUGUGGGUCCGAUGUGCACUUCUGGCAAAAUGGACGCAUAGGUGACUAUGUGGUAAAGAAGCCCAUGGUGCUGGGGCAUGAGGCCUCUGGUCGGGUGGUGAAGGUGGGCUCAGCAGUGAAGAACCUCAAAGAAGGGGAUCGAGUCGCUGUAGAGCCAGGUGUCCCUCGCGAGAUAGAUGAGUUCUUCAAAUCAGGAAAAUACAAUCUUUCCCCCACUAUCUUCUUCUGUGCCACACCCCCUGAUGAUGGGAAUUUGUGCAGAUUUUACAAACACAGCGCCAACUUCUGUUACAAGCUGCCUGACAAUGUGACAUAUGAGGAGGGAGCCCUGAUUGAGCCCCUGUCUGUGGCUAUUCAUGCCUGCCGCAGAGCUGGAGUGACCCUGGGCAGCAGUGUACUGAUCUGUGGGGCAGGACCGAUUGGGUUGGUCUGUCUGCUGGUGGCCAAGGCUAUGGGUGCCUCACAGGUGGUCAUAACUGACCUGUCAGCAGAUCGCCUGGUCAUGGCCAAGGAGCUGGGAGCAGACUUCCCUCUGACUGUGAAGAGAGAGGAUGGGCCUGAGGAGCUGGCAAAGAGAGUUGAAGGACUGAUGGGAGCACAGCCUCAUAUCACCAUUGAGUGCACCGGUGUGGAGAGCAGUGUCCAGACUGCCAUUUAUGCUACACGUCCUGGAGGAGUGGUGGUUCUAGUGGGGUUGGGUGCAGCGAUGACCACUAUCCCACUGCUUAAUGCUGCUCUCAGAGAGGUGGACAUCAGAGGGGUCUUCCGCUACUGCAACACCUGGCCAAUAGCUAUAGCGAUGCUGGCCUCUAAGAAGGUGAACGUGGCGCCCCUGGUGACCCACCGGUUCCCCCUAGAGCAGGCUGUGCAGGCCUUCGAGACCACACGCCAGGGACAAGGGGUCAAGAUCAUGCUCAAGUGUGACAAGACUGACCAGAACCCCUGAGAGGACUGGGAACACCAGGACCAACAAGAGUCAGUGUAGACAACCAGUGUUCUAAAUCUUAACAGUUGAUUAUUCUGUUAUUUGUCUAUGUUGCCCCAUGUUAUUGUAUACUUUCAAUGUUUGAUUUUAUUCAGGCAUACAUCUUAAUCGGGUUACCUGUUGCCCAAACGGCAAUUUACACUCUUGAAAUGUGAUAUUUGGAGACGUUACUGUAUGAAACUAAGUAUAUGAUUUGACAAACGUGCUCACAGCAGCUUUCUCUUUCAUCAUGUGAUUUCAAGUUGCAUUUGAGUGGGAUUGCUUGAUUACCAUAUUUGUAUAAGAUAACACAAAACUGUUAAAUACAUCCUUUGAAUCUUAUAAACCAGAAAGUAUUUAAAUA
This is a messenger RNA of Oncorhynchus gorbuscha (pink salmon), 1898 nucleotides long. RefSeq names its product sorbitol dehydrogenase-like. The transcript has 10 exons. Bases 554 to 1516 code for a protein of 320 amino acids. Lineage: Eukaryota; Metazoa; Chordata; Actinopteri; Salmoniformes; Salmonidae. Gene Ontology annotation, biological process: D-sorbitol catabolic process. The record is from RefSeq and is a predicted model, not a curated record. Gene Ontology annotation, molecular function: zinc ion binding; L-iditol 2-dehydrogenase (NAD+) activity.